This is a messenger RNA of Penaeus monodon (black tiger shrimp), 1178 nucleotides long. Its product is annotated as 39S ribosomal protein L39, mitochondrial-like. Gene Ontology annotation, cellular component: mitochondrion. Gene Ontology annotation, molecular function: threonine-tRNA ligase activity; nucleotide binding. Lineage: Eukaryota; Metazoa; Arthropoda; Malacostraca; Decapoda; Penaeidae. The record is from RefSeq and is a predicted model, not a curated record. The transcript is spliced from 9 exons. Gene Ontology annotation, biological process: threonyl-tRNA aminoacylation. The coding region runs from base 92 to 1153 and encodes 353 amino acids.
CUAUCGCUGUGGAAGCGACCGAAGCUGUGUUGUCGGCUGCACGUUUCCGAAAUUCUAUCAGGGUUUUGUUGUUAAAGAAUUAUAUUUAAUAAUGCAAGCAACGCCCAGACGAUUGCUAUUGAGGCUAUUAGAGAAUCGGGAUCAUUUGAAGAGAAGUUUCUAUCACAAGCAAGCCCUCACAAAUGCUGCUGUUCAGAAAAAAAGGGUUGAACUUUUCAACAAGGAAGCCAAACGGCAAGCUACCUUCAUUACAGAUGUGGAGAAGAUAACAGUAAAAUACUGUGACCAGCCAGAAGAAUGCACUCUUGUUAUGAACAAGAACAUUUCAACUCCGUAUAACUGUGCCCAGCACAUUAAUCAGAAUAUACUUGAGAGAUCUGUCUUAGCUGAAAUUGAUGGACAGGUGUGGGAUAUGCACCGACCCAUUGAAGAUGACUGCACACUUCGGUUUUUGCACUUCCGACAGCAAGAUCCAUAUUACGUCAAUAAAGCAUUUUGGCGUUCUGCAUCUGUUAUGCUGGGAGCUGUGUUGGAGUCGGCAUUUAAAGACAACUUAUAUGUUGAGCUUUGUUCUUUUCCAUCUCCUAAUGUGCGAAGUGGGAGCUUUGUAUAUGAUGUUAACUUGAAGAUCCCCAGUUGGGAACCAACCAAGGAUGAGUUACGUUCUUUGUCAGCAGAAAUGGUGAAGCUUGGUAUGGCUGGUCAUCGAUUUGAGAGACUUGAAGUGGAUGCUAGUUUGGCCCUAAAAAUAUUUGCUGAUAAUCAGUAUAAGAAGCGACAAGUUCCUUUUAUUGCAGCCCAAAGUUCUUCUGGUAACAGUGUGGUCGUUUAUAAAAUGGGAAACUUUGUAGACAUAAGUUGUGGACCAAUGAUUAGCAAUACCAGCCAUCUUGGGAAAGUCUCCAUUGUUGGUGUUCAUCCAAUUCAGACUGAGGAAGGACAGCUCUUCAGAAUACAAGGUGUUGCUCUUCCCAAAGGCAUAAUGUUAAACCACUUCAGUUAUGGAUUGCUAGAGGAGCGGGCAGCACAACUUAAUUCUGGACGUUCCCAAGCAUUCCUAGCUUGGACAAGCCUCUCCCAAGUCAGCAAGCAAGGGCAUCAUAAAACACUAAAAAAGAAGAAAGUAAAACUGUUUUUUGUUACUGUAGAGUAAUCUGUAAAUAAAUGAACCAAUAACA